AUGGUCGGUGAGAUGAGUGAACAGGUCCGGGAAAGACCCAGACCAAGGCCCAGCCCGGACUACCUGAUGCAGCUGAUGACAGAUCGGAAGGUGAUGAGCUCGCUGCCCAACUUCACUGGCAUCUUCACUCACCUGGAGCGGCUCUUAGACGAAGGUAAGUGCGUAGGCUACAAUGCAUAUUUUUUAAAGAUUGACCAAAAAUAUGGUAGGUCUAUAAUUAGUUGGUUGAUAUUUCAACGAUGUUGUUUGGUGAGAUACUGUGACACACGCCAUAGACAUUAAGAGAGACACAGAGAGAGAGACAACCAGGCAGUGGGUGCUGUGAACAAACGGACAGUUGUUAGUCUGGGCCGGUGACCUAAUGUGCAAGGCGGUGUGAAUGUGGCGGCCCAUCGCGGUUAGUCACGGGGCUCAGUACACGGUCAACGGGAUGUCAACAUGAAAAUAUUUGACUUUGGAGGGCGUGCUUAGACUGUAUGUAUGUGAAUACAGAGACACACAGACUUAGCCAUGCAGGUGGCUAGAGAGCCAGUAAAGUGUGUGUACAGUAUGGCUGAUUGAUUGAUUGAUUGAUUUGUAUUCUUUGAAGAGGACCCCCACCACAACAAACACACAGCAAGCAGGUCAAACAACAAGGUAACAAGGAAUGAGAUGUAAUGUGGACUUAUUGAUCAGAUGAUAUUGAUUCUGACAAAGGACAAGGAGAGGGGGAGAAAUAACCAAAAAAUGACUGAGGAAGACAAGAGAGGAGGAAGAUGAGGGGAAGUGGCCGGGGAGGUAUUUGUUUUUUUUUCUCCAACACUUCAACCUGCCAGUACACUAUCUAGAGUUCUCUCUGUGUAUAUAUAGACUGCACUCAUGCACUCUCAUUCUCUCCUGCAGCCACAUUAUUCUUAUUGUGGCAGUUUAACUACGGUGGCUGUCUCAUCCAAGACACAUUUCCAUUGUAUGAGUAAUCUUCAAUGCUGCAGACAUUUUUGGUACCCUUCCCCAGAUCUGUGCCUCGACACAAUACUGUCUUGGAGCUCUACAGACAAUUCCUUCGACCUCAUGGCUUGGUUUUUGCUCUGACAUGCACUGUCAACUGUGGGACCUUAUAUAGACAGGUGUGUGCGUUUCCAAAUCAUGUCCAACCAAUUGAAUUCACUACAGGUGGACUCUAAUCAAGUUGUAGAAACAUCUCAAGGAUGAUCAAUGGAAACAGGAUGCACCUGAGGUCAAUUUCGAGGCUAAUAGCAAAGGUUCUGAAUACUUAUGUAAAUAAGGUAUUUCCGCUUUUUAUUGUUAAUAUAUUUGCAAAAAUUUCUAAAAACCUGUUUUCACUUUGUCAUUAUGAGGUAUUGUGUGUAGGUUGCUGAGGAUAAAAAAAAUAAAUCAAUUUUAGAAUAAGGCUGUAACUUAACAAAAUGUGGAAAAAGUCACGGGGUCUGAAUACUUUCUGAAGGCACACGUUCAGAAAGUAUUCAGACCCCUUGACUUUUUCCACAUUUUGUGACGUUACAGCCGUAUUCUAAAAUGGAUUGAAUUGUUUUUUCCCCUCAUCAAUCUACACACAAUAAACCAUAAUGACUAAGGAAAAACAGGUUUUUAGAAAUUGUAACAAAUUUAUUAAAAAUAAAAACCGGAAAUAUCACAUUUCAGACCCUUUACUCAGUACUUUGUGAAUCUACUUUUUUAACAACAGAUUGUAGCAGUUCGUUAGUUUUGGUGUGCAUUGAGGGCAUUUUAGUUAUGUUUUCCUGGAUAGCAUUUAACUGUUCAUUACUCUCGUUUUGCGUUUCCAAAUUGUCCUUUCCUUUGACGGAGGCCAUGAUCUGUUGGGUUCAUGUUGCUGCACUGUUUACAAACUGAGUGGUUCACUGUUGUACAAUACUGAUCUCUCACCCUCUCCCAGUUGCUUGGGAAUAUGUUGAUUUUAUCAAGUUUAGAGGCUUGAUUGUUGUCUGGUUUCUACAUAUAACCACAGUUUUGUCGGUACAAAACGGAGCCACUCACACCCCAUGCGUCCUAUCAGUAUGUGCAUGCUCGUCACUAUUUUCCUAUUGAGAUGCAUUGCAUUGAACAUUUUACACUCUUUUUAAGAAUGUCAGGUUUGUGAUGACAACAUGCAAGAGAGCUGUAUUCAUUCAUUGCUAUGAUCAUUGACACAGAUCACCCAUUAUAUUGACCAGAUACUCCAGUGGCUGCUCUAACAAUGAAAAUAAAUGUCUUCAAAAAUGGAAGGCAGUCGGGAGGAGGCAAAAUCAGGUGGGACCAGGGCUGUGGUGGUCGUGAAAUUUUGUCAGCCGGUGAUUGUCAAGCAAAUAACUGCCGGUCUCAUGGUAAUUGACCAUUAAUUAACAUAAUUACGAUUAGCUUCCUCGUAUAGCCUACAAGCCACUGAUGCAGACCUGUGGAACAUCUACAUUUAAAAAAAAAGUCUAAUAAAUCCAUUUAAUAUAGCCUACACCAUCACAAUAAAUCCAUUAUUUAUUUCAGACAGGUCUAAAGAAACAUGAUUUGAAGAAAAAUGUAGUCUAUUUCAGUAGAACAGAAUAACAUACUCUGAGUUGUCCUUAUGUUAGGCCCUGAUCUGGCUGUGCCAUAUGGCUGUGGGCUACACUAGUUCAUUUAGCAGACAAUAUUUGCUUAGAAUUCCGUGGCAUUAUUUUAUAUUAUUUUAUAAUAUGAAGAAUACAAUAGAACAUAGCUUAAUAAAAUAGAAAGGAUAUUUUCCCCAAAUUAUUUAUGAGGGAGUGUGCACAUCCGGCUAUUCUGUGUUGAGCGGUUAACAAAGAAACAGUUCCUCCUAUAUGCUUAAUUUUAGAGUUAUUUAUGCAACUUUAGUUGUGAUUCAUACGUUGGGCUACAUGUUUUGAUUUUUAAAACAUUCUAAGGCUGUAUGAUGCGACUUUAAUUAUGAUUUGUAAAAAGUCACAUGAAAGGCAUGAGCUCUGCUUUGUUUCUUGUGCAGGCUCCACACACUUCAUCAGUCUCUCAUUCACAAUUUGACAAGCACUUGAUAAUAUUCUCACCAGGCCUCGAAUUUCCCGGCGGCAUCCCCCUUGUGUGGCUGUAAAGCCCCAUAAAAAAAUUCCAUGCCUUUUGCGGCCAAAGUGGCCCGUUGUGCCCUUGGGCUGAAUAUAAUAAAUAUAAUUCCCUUCUCCCGGCUGCCAAUCACCGUGCUCCGAAUCACCUCUCACUCACAUGGCUCUCUCAGAUAUCUCAAUUCUUAUUAGCCAAUGCCCGUCACAUGAUCGAGUCCUUUUCACAGGCAUCUCAGCUCCGAAGUAGGCUACAAGUGAAGACAGACACAUCGGGACGCAACUGCGUGUGUCCUUCUUAUCGAAUUCCGAGGCACAUAUUGUGGACAGUUCUUUUAACUUCUUCAUUUACUUUUCGUCAGCCAACAAGAUGAGUAAACCUAACGAACAGGAAAAGCACUAGCCUAUGUCAAUCUACUAUCCCCCAUAGUACAAAAGUUGACCUAUUCUAUUGGUCAACUUGUCCUUCUGUGCGAGAAAGAAAUAUUCGAAAUAUACUCCGGGACAGUUGUGGGAUGCGAUAGAUCCCAAAUUAAUACAACCACUCGCAUCAAAAAAACUUUUAAAAGCAAUGAGGCUGAUGCAACAGAUCAGAACGUUUAGCUUAAAAUAUUGGUAAACUAUUAGGCUAUUUCUUCACAUUAUAAGCGCAGCAAUGUGCACACGGCAGUAGGCUAUAAGCGAGACUGUUCCAAUAUGCAAUCAAUUAGCGGGAAAACACCAUUCUCAAAAGUGACCGCAAAUGCGAUUAUGCAUGUAAUGCUUUAUUAUAUAGGUGCAUUUUUAUGGUGAAAAUGAUCUUCCAGUUAGUCUCUACACCGGUUGUAAAGCUGCAGUUGGUAGAGCAUGGCGUUUGCAACGCCAGGGUUGUGGGUUCAAUUCCCACGGGGGUCAGUAUGAAAAAAUAACUAAAAUAAUGUAUGCACUCACUAACUGUAAGUCGCUCUGGAUAAGAGCGUCUGCUAAAUGACUAAAAUGUAAAAAAAAAAAAAGUUAUGUAAAGCGGAUGAAUGUGCUUCAAUUGAAGAACUUAAGUUGUGACACAAACCUUAUCAAAACAUAUAGGCCUAUGGGCUAGGCUACAUGAGGUGUGCGACUAUGAUUUGAAAAAGUUGCCAAAAAAAGGCAUGUGCUGUUUCUUGCUUUACUGCACACAAGCUGGGCGUCAUUCAUAAGUGCUAAUAUAUAAUUCACAAGUGAUAGGCUAAUAUUGUCACCCAUCAGACUAUUCUUGAUUUAAUCUUGUCUUUACAUAUACUAAAUCAUAUAUGUGUGAAAUUUGUUUUGAUUUAGAAUGGACGAUUAUCAUGCACCUGUCUCGAAACAGGGGCAGCGGGAAAAAAUACAUGUAAUCUAUGCACUUAAAUAGCAAAUGGAGGACGCUUUUCAUGCCAGCCAGGUAAGCUAUACAACUGUUGAAAAGCGAAGCAAUGUGCUAAAUAUUAGCAAAGUUGAUAAGUAAAUAUAGUAGGCCUAGCCUAUAGAAAGCUGAUGGGAUCCUCCUCUUUUUAAUAGAGGCCAUCAAAACACUGUUUUCUCAUGCAAUUGCAUAGCCUAUAGAAAUGUUGCGCAACAUGAGCUCAUGGGGUCUCAAGUGUUUGACCUGAUUUUCGAUUACAUUUGCAUUGACGUCAGAGUGAUUAAAGGGACAACAGAGAGCUGAGUGGCAGGCAGUUAGCAAGUUUGGUAGGCUACUAAUGACCAUCAGCAGCAUCAGAGCUUGCAGAAGCCUAGUUACUAUGACUAAACGGUCACAUGGAAUAUGACUGCGGUCAUGACUAGUGACUGCCGGUGUGGCGGCAAUACGGUCACCAUAACAGCCCUAGGUGGGACCAGUCUAGCCAAUGAGAGGGCAGAUACGCUCGUGAACAACAGGCACAACGGUUUCCAAUAGUUACCACAGCCACAAUGUCUAAAUUGGCUAUAUCGUAAAAAUGCAUGAUUUUUUUUGUUGCUUUUUGGUCUCAAUUACAUUUUAGGGCUAGGCAUAAGGUUAGCAGUGUGGUUAAGGUUAGUGUUAGGCAUAAGGUUAGCAGUGUGGUUAAGGUUAGGUUUAAAAUCACAUUUUAAGAAGAUCAAUUGUAGAAAUAGACAGGGUUUAUGACUUUGUGACGAUAUAGUGUUUUUUUCUCACUCGUAGCAACCUAAUCAUUACGAAAUUUCUAUUUGAACAAAUAAGCCACACGUAGCAAAUAAGCCAUUAAUUUUUUUUUUUGUUAACCAAAUUCGACUCACUCUCUGACCACACUCCUCGCUUGGUGAGCGGAAAGAAACGCCAUGUGCUAGAGAAGACAGAUUUUGGGCCCAGUUAUCCCUCUCGCUUCUUGUUCUCUGUUGUUGAUCUCCUGAAGAAGCUAUCCCUUUUACUUUUUUUCUGUUCCCCAAAAUGUUUGGAUAUAAAGUUACCAGGUUGUUAGCUAGCCAAUGAGGUAACAUGACUUAACAAUGUGUAACGACGCGCGAGUAGUUUUACAUUUACAUUUUAUUCAUUUACCAUGCUCUACCAACUGAACUACACUAGAACUGCCCACGAUAUGGUUUAUGAAUGUAUAAUGCAGUCCCGGCGAGGAAUAUAUUUUGCGGCGGUAACAUGGGAUCUCUCGAGUGGCGCAGUGGUCACUAGAGAUCCUGGUUUCGAAUCCAGGCUUUGUCGUAGCCGGCCGCGACCGGGAGACCCAUGGGGCGGCGCACAAUUGGCCCAGCGUUGUCCAGGGUAGGGGAGGGAAUGGCCGGCAGGGAUGUAGCUCAGUUGGUAGAGCAUGGCGUUUGCAACGCCAGGGUUGUGGGUUCGAUUCCCACGGGGGGCCAGUAUGAAAAAUAAAAAAUAAUGUAUGCACUCACUAACUGUAAGUCGCUUUGGAUAAGAGCGUCUGCUAAAUGACUCAAAUGUAGUAAUGUUGCAACCAUGACGCUAUCGAAUCUGCACUCGCUUUUUUCUCUAGGGCACUCGGAAUCAACGGUACAGCGUAGCCUAAUCAUUUAAACAAUAAUUAUCUUGGAGAUAUGUUUCCUAGUCGCACAGUGCCCCCAACAACAAUUGCUCCCCUGGCGCUGAUGAUGUGGACAUCGAUUAAGGCAGCCCCUCGCACCUCUCUGAUUCAGAGGGGUUGGGUUAAAUGCGGCGGACACAUUUCAGUUGAAUGCAUUCAGUUGUGCAACUGACUAGGUGUCCCCUUCCCCUUUCCCAAAUUGGUCGCACUUUGGAGCCCUGAGUGUAUGUGUACUUCUAGGUGUGUGUGUGUGUAAUAAUCAGGUUUACGUGUGAGGUCAGAUGUGUUAUUAGAGGCGUAUAGCUGUUGUGAAAAUAGCUUUAGAUAAUUAUAGUUCCAGUUAUUAUAACUAUGUUCACACUUAGUUAUCACUCUGCUUCCGUCAGGCCAUAGUUAUUUCACGUGUGUUUGUGUGUGUGUGGGUGUGGGUGUGUGUGGCUUAGCAGGUUAUUAUAGUGGUUGCCAUGCUAUUAGUAAUGCAUCAUGCAACAUUGGAAGUCUGAGUCAGACAGCUUUAAACAAACACACACUGUCUCUGUCUUUUAUUUUGUAGUGCUUGACAUUAAAAUCUUGAUUUUAAAGCUUCAAAUGACGUUUUAAAUUAUGUCUCUCGCUCUCUCUCUUCACUUCUCCCAAUCUCCCUCCAUCAGAGAUAGGUAGAGUGCGCAAGGACAUGUAUAACGACUCAAUGAAUGGAGGUGUCGCUGCCGAGGGGCGUGACUCCGAGGAGCUGCCUGAUGGGAUUGGUCCAGUGGCUCAGCUGCAGGAGAAGCUCUACGUGCCCGUCAAAGAGUUCCCCGACGUGAGUGGACAAACCUUUUUUCAACCUUUUUAUAGACGUCUUUAUUUUAGUGUCUAUCCAGAGUGACAGAAUAUCUAUCCCUAUCCAUAACAGAAACGUCCAGUCCAUAGGAGGGUAAGGUAGAGCCCAUAUAAAUGGAAUGAAUAGAACAGGCUUGGAACCUUUUAACCCUUGCAAUUUCACUAGUAAACUCAUGGGUACACUCACAAUGGCUUCCUGGUAUUGUGAUGCAAUAAUUUCCAUGGGAAGGUAGAAUGUUCGUUCAAAUGAUGCUAACUGAUGUGGCUCAUGUAAUGGGACCAGCAAUACUAGUUAGCAACGGCGCUGGUAGUUAGCAACGGCUCUGGUCCCAGAUUUGUGACGACGUUGUCUUGACCUGUAUAUUUUUGACUUAACUUUGCUCCUAACUAGCAUAGCUGGUACCAUUGUUGCAAAGAGUUGUCUUAAACUUUGUCAUCUUCAAUGUAGCUUUGCUCCUAUGGGUACACUCGCAAUGGCCACCAGUCCACCCAUUAUGCCAACAUUAGAUUUGUGUGUAUUAGGAUUUUGUUGUGGAACUGUUAGAUAUUACUUGAUAGAUAUUGCUGCACUGUCGGAACUAGAAGCACAAGCAUCUGCUAACCAUGUGUAUGUGACCAAUACAUUUGAUUUGAUUUGACUUGAAUGGAGACGGCCGUUCUAUUAAUUAUAUUUCUAUGGUAGAGCCAUCACCAUGUUGCUUACUCCUGUCUGGUCUAUUCAGAUUUGUUAACAUAGAUGGGGUAGCGGUAAAGGGUUGCUUUCUAAGCUCCCAGACCUUAUUAAAGGGGGUUAGAAUGUAUGGCAGAGGACAUCAGAUAGGGGUGACGACCUACAAGCUCUCACGGUCUCAUUGCAGAAUAAGACGUUUAUCCACGUUUCUCCAACGUUAAAUGUCAAAGUUGCUCCAAACAUCAAAUUUCGAAGUGUUUUGACACCCUGGGUUGACUACUCCUGCUCAGUAUCAUUCCUUUUCUCCAAAGGCAAAUGUUGAAGUUGCUCCAAACUUCAAUGACAGAAGCUUCUCUUCAUUCACAUGAUAAAAUGGCAAUAUAACCACGGUUAGUGCUAUCUGGUAUCGUUGGGAAGUCUCGACCUUAACUUUUACCAUUUUAAAUGACAACUUCAAGGGGGUAAUGUCUGAGUUGGGACGUCCUAAGGAUUCCAAAUAGCAUGGACCGUGUAACCAAUGGUAACACAUGCAGACACACGCAGAAGCACUCACACAAACUCACACACCGAUGGAACAGAUGAGAUCAGGGCUAAAAAUACAUUCUAAUGUUCCCCGUGUGGGUUGCGUGUUAAAGCGGUUGUUUUAGAAAGGAAGAGAAUGCGUUGACACCUGUAGAGAAGUGGGGGGAUCAGAAAAACACGUAAAAACAGACACAACGGGUGACUGCGCGAUAGAGAGAGAGAGAGAGAGGGAGGCAGCUGUCUUGUUAAUCUCUCAGCUCCAGUGACAGAUAAGGUUAAGAGAGUCUGGCCUCACCCCCAGCCAAAACAAACAAUGACCUAUUCCUGACUCACACGCACACACAGGGCUCUAAAGUGCGACAAAAUAUUUUGUUGUGCCACCACACGUUUUAUUUUGGGAGCACUGUGGCACUAUGAAAAAUAGCUCCCAGAUAAUAAUUGUUGUAAUGAUAAGGCUUCGCUGUACCGUUGUUUCCGAGUGCCUUAGAGAAAAAAGCGAGUGCGGUUUAAUUGGCGUCAUGGGUUGCGCCAUUACUACAGUGAAAACGUCUCUCUUCUAAAGCCGAAAUCACAUGGAGAGACCGUGUCAAAAUUUGCGCAUGAGAUUAGAGAGCGUAAAUACAUAUACACUGCGUAGCGUAUGCCAAUUUAAUUGUAAUGAGAAUCCAUAAUAAAGAGUUGUAUUUUAUGUUCGUUAUUUAGCGCUUGUUAAUUAUUGUGUGUUCCCUUUGACUUGCAUUGUAAUUUGACACGCUGUGACGCAUCUGUUUUCUCCCGUUCACUCCUGUGCAUUCUAAUUCCAGCGUGUUCACGUGCGUAAAAAAUCUGCAUACUUUUACUUUUUAACCUUAAGUAUAUUUUAGCAAUUACAUUUACUUUUGAUACUUAAGUAUAUUUAAAACCAAAUACUUUUAGACUUUUACUCGAGCAGUAUUUUACUGGGUGACCUUCACUUUUACUUGAGUAAUUUUCUAUUAAGGUAUCUUUUCUUUGACUAAAGUAUGACAAUUGGGUACUUUUUCCACCACUGGAAAAGGGAUAACUUCUUUAGAAGAUCAAUGAUCAUAGCAAUGAAUGGAUGACUGCUCUCUUGCGUGUCAUCACAAGCCUGACAUUUUUUAAGAGUGUACCAUUUUCAAUAUAAUGCGUCUCAAUAGGAAAAUAGUGCUUUUACACAAUGUAGAAACCUAAUAUUACACAAAUGACUUUGUAAUUUCAAUGACAGGUAUUCAUAUCAACAUUUUAGCUUUUAUAAUAAACUAAAGUUUGCAGUGUUUCAUAGAGCAGUGUUUUUUUAGAGCACAACAUGUGCUGCAAAAGUAGCUAGAAUAUAGGCCCAAUAUAGGAUGUAUCUCAAUCAAUUUUAAAAAAAUCAUAUUUUCUGGUGCUCUUACAUUUCAUGUGGUGCUCCUAACUUUUUAAAAUUGGGAGCACCAGUGCUAAAAAAAUGUAAUGGGUUAUUUCAUGGCCAGGCCAAAUUAGACCAAGUUACCAACCAGGUCCUGGAGUAUUUCAUGGCCCUACAUCUUCUUAGAAUGUCUCUCUCUCUCUCUCUCUCUCUCUCUCUCUCUCUCUCUCUCUCUCUCUCUCUGUCUCUCUCUCUGUGUCUCUCUCUGUGUCUCUCUGUCUCUCUGUCUCUCUCUCUCUCUCUCUCUCUCUCUCUCUCUCUCUCUCUCUCUCUCUCUCUGUCUCUUCUCUCUGUCUCUCUCUCUCUGUCUGUCUCUCUCUCUCUCUGUGUGUUCAGUUUAACUUUGUAGGUAGGAUCCUGGGUCCAAGGGGUUUAACAGCCAAACAGCUGGAGGCAGAGACAGGCUGUAAGAUCAUGGUACGAGGAAAAGGAUCCAUGAGAGACAAGAAUAAGGUAUGCUCACAAACAGACGCAAGCCCGCAAAACACACACCAACACACACUCACAGCAUGGUGUAUUUAUUUUGAUAGUAGAUUCUAAAGAGUGGAGUGGAGGGGAAAUAGAGCUGGGUCCAUAUGUUUCUCUGCUGGCUUAGGUUCUCUGGUUCUGGCUAGAGUGUCAGCCAUCCAGCCUUCCAGUGGAGCAGCUAACGGCAGGUGGAGCGCAGCCAGCAUUCCAUCCACCUCUCAUGAGAAUACACCCAUCCCACACCUCAGAGAAAGAAAGAAAGAAAGAAAGAAAGAAAGAAAGAAAGAAAGAAAGAAAGAAAGAAAGAGGGAGGGAGGAAGGAGGGGGAGAGAUGUUGAAAUGGAUAGAAAGAGUGGGUAGACAUUCUGACCUUCUUCAUGAGUGGGGAUUAUUCAGUUAAAUGGCUACACUGUAAAACCAAGUGUUUAGGAUCUGAACACAUAACUAAACACUUUUCUGUAACAUUUUUUAAACGCCUCAAGGCAUUUAGAAUUUCAAUGAAAACGCAUCACAGUGUUUAGAUUGUAAACACCAGAACAUGUUUAUUCGCUGUAACACUUUUUAAACACACAAACACAUUUAUUUAGCACAAGGCGUUCAGGUGUUAAACACUGAACACUGGGUGGAAAGCUGAAAUUGCAUGUUUCCCAGCAUGCCUUUCGAGUGACUGUAAGAGAUACCCACUCAUGACUGUUUGUUAGUGACAGAGACAUGGUUGUUGCAUUCAAUUUCUUAAAUUCUUGAAGCCUUCACCAAGUGACUGCUUAAGUGAAUGUUUGAACCCUUUAUGACAACAUAUUUAUACAUUUAAUAAGGCGUUUAUCUAUGGCCUAGUUAUCCUUAACAUUGUGGUUUGAAAAUCCUGGCUCAUGGGCCACAACAGACUUGCAAGUCACAGUAUGCUGGUUUGUGAAGUGAUUUAAUAAUUCCUAUCAGAAUCCAGCCAGAGGAAGGAUAUCCAAGAAUUUGAAUAUUUGAUCAAAAACAAGACUACCUAAAUGAUCUAAACUGGAACAACCAUCUCAGUAACGGUUGCAAUAAGUCCAACCCCUUACAGAUUGGAUUAGUUUAGAAAUGUUUUAGUUAUUUAGCUUUGUAUAGUUAAGAUCAAUGAAUCAAGCAAUGUGCAUGAGGAAACAUAGAUAUUAAAACCAACUAUUCUAAAAAAUCAACCUGAAACAACGCAUGCUGGGAAAUAUGAUAAUGAGGCCACUACCACAUCUUUCUCACUCUGAGAGAAUUAAUGGAAAUGAACUCAACACAGUCGAAUAACAACAACAGCACGCGAUGAUUUGAAAAUAAUUCUUGAAGCAAAUGUCCUGUUCAGUUAUAGAUAAGGUGACAGACAUUCCUAACACUGAUCUGAUUAAAAGGCAUGGAAAGUCACAUACAUUUUUUAUGACUAAAGUCACUGUAAACAGGACGGUAGGAAAGUAAACACUAUUGUUUAAAAUCGGAACACUUAGGAGAUAUAGGUGUCUCCUGGUUGGAAACUGACUGGAAAAAAGCUGACUCAUGUUUACUCUAGCCUUAUUGGAAAAUCUAAAUGCCUAAUGUUUAAGUUUUAAACACUGACAUUUAGGUUAUAAAUGUGUCACGUUUCAUGGUCUUAGAGUGUACCGUGUCGUUACAGAACUGAAGUCAAUGUGGACAGUCUUCUGGGAACUACAACAGUUGUAUGGAUGAAGGAAGACGCUCACAUACACACUCAAACAUAAAUACACAUGCCGUAAUAUUCAUGUUUUGUUUGUGUAUCAGGAAGAGCUGAACAGAGGGAAACCUAACUGGGAACACUUGAGUGAGGAACUUCAUGUUCUUAUCACAGUGGAAGACUCACGCAACAGAGCUCAGAUCAAACUACAAAGAGCUACCGCAGAGGUCAAGAAACUACUCGUACCAGCUGUGAGUACCAUGAGUUUCAUGCUAUAAUUGUCUGUGUGUGUGUGUGUGUGUCAGGGAGUUGGGUAAUUCGCCAGGCAGCAUGUAUAAAGGCGUAUCCAUGGUAAUGCAUGUGAAAGGAGGAAGGGGAUGAAUGAAGAGACUGUUCACACAUUCUCUUCACUAUCACUCCUUUCACUCCUUAAUUAAUUCCCUCUUCCUCUCUAUUUUCUCACUUGUUUUUUUUGGUCCCUCAACAUUUCUGCCGUUCUCUUAGCCUCCUACCCUCUGUCCCCCACACCUCACACAGACACCUUGCUAACACUGUUGCUCUCCUGAAAUUCAACAUUGAAUAGAGAAGUUGUGAACUCUCAAAUCGCACUGCAGUGACUUGCAGUAAAAUAACUUGCGCUUUGAACACACCGACUGCGUUUUUGCGUUUUGGUACACCAGAAGUACAUUCAUUUCCAAUGGAACGCUGCGUUUGCCUUGCAGCGUUGCGUUGCAGAGGCAGUUGCAGUGCGUUCUGUGUGGUGCAUACUUUGGAUUUAUCGAACGUAUGCGUCAAAUUCUAUGCGUAGACGGGUUGACAGAAAUGGUAGCAGAAGGAGAAUGUUGAACUUUUGUUGCACACAUAUCUAGAUGAUGCUGCGUACUAUUUUGCGCAAUGACGCAGUCGGUGUGUUCAAGCGUUAUUUUACAUUUUAGUCAUUUAGCAGACGCUCUUAUGCUGUCCCGCCCCUGUCUCUUAAUGUCCAAUCAGUGUGAAGUAUCAACACCAGAGAGGUUAUAGGGUAGGAGGGGGCUAAGCUGUGAAGUACAGGUACUAUAAUUAUACAUGUUAAAUGUCCAGUGCAGCUGUUUUUAUCUCAAUAUCAAAUUAUUUAUGGGUAACUAUUAAGUACCUUACUGUGAUUGUUUAAAAUUAAAAUGGUAAAAAAAGAAACAAAAAUAACUUCUUAGCAAAGAGCAAUUUCUCAAGCUAGAAUUGAGCUAGGACUGUCUGGGAGUGGUCUGAGUGGGCAGGGGAAAACUAGCUGUUAUUGGCGGAGAGGUUUGGAACUCUUUUGGUCUAUUAACUAAUUUACUGCAUGGAAGGCCAUUGAAGGCCAAACUCCAUCCCACCUUUCAGGCGGUCUUUUCAAACAGCUCUUACACUAUAACGGCAUUAUCAUCAUUUUCACAAUUUCACAGUAUUAUUCCAACCUCAUAGUGUAGAAAUAUAAAACACAGGAAAAUCACGUUGUUGACUGCACUGGGCCUUUAACAACCCAUAAACCCAGUGUGUGGGUAGGGGAUAAUGAUAUAUGUUAGUUUAACCUGGCCUAGCUGGACAUCACUCACAAUCUGUUGGCCAGAGAGUAACGUAAUCCAACCUUCAGCCAACUGGACAGAUAGUGUGUGUGUGUGUGUGUGUGUGUGUGUGUGUGUGUGUGUGUGUGUGUUUAGGCUGAUGGAGAGGACAGUCUAAAAAAGAUGCAGCUAAUGGAGCUGGCCAUUCUCAACGGAACCUACAGAGACGCCAACAUCAAGCAACGUAAGGAUGACAUCAUCAGAAAGCGCCUGUCCUGAAACUGACUUUUUGAGGGAGAUGUUUUCUUUUCCAUCUAGUAAUGUAUUGUCUAUUUUUUUUCUCUCUCUCUCUCUCUCUCUGUGUGUGUGGGUGUGUGUGUGGGUGCGUGUGUGUGUGUGUGUGUGUGUGUUUGCCUGAUGUGUGUAGCCACUAUGGCCUUCUCCCUAGCCUCCUCUCAGCAGCCGCGGCUCAUCUCCAGCCCCUCCCCUGUCAUGCAGCAGGCUAUGCGAAGCCCCGCCCCUGGUCAACAGCCCAACCUCAUGCCUCACCUGAUUCGUCAGAUCCAGAGUCAGCAGGCCCUCAUGCAAGGAGCCAAUCAGCACGCUGCGCUGAUGCAGCAAUCACCUGAAUCAGGAGGGUUCUUCUACGCUCCCUACGAAUAUUCCCCCUACACCCUGACCCCAUCUAUACUAGAAUACCCCAUGGACACUACUGGCGUACUAGGUAAUCACACACAGAUCAAGUUGAUUUGGGCAUGAGGGUUGUGUUGUGUUGUAACAUGGUUGUAUUUCUCUCUCUGUCUCCAGGUAUGUCUUUCCAAACCAAAGGCUGAGAGAUAAACUCCCUCCUACACAUGGACCUCACAUACACACACACACACACACACACACACACACACACACAC
Molecule: messenger RNA, 13979 nt
Organism: Coregonus sp. 'balchen'
Lineage: Eukaryota; Metazoa; Chordata; Actinopteri; Salmoniformes; Salmonidae
Source: the annotation of a GenBank genome assembly